AUGAAGUUGAAGCUAACCCACAAUGCCAGCCUGAUUGACAAUGAGAGAGCCUUUGAUCGCUUCAAGAUUCGACCCCGUAUUCUUUGCGAUGUAUCCAAAAUUGAUACCUCGACAACAUUUCUAGGUGGAAAGAUAUCUUUGCCGAUAGGAUUUGCACCAACAUGCAUUCAAUGCCUUGCGCAUCCUGACGGUGAAGCGGCAACAUCCCGAGCCGCAAGCCAACUGAACAUCCCAAUGAUCCUGUCAACAUUCUCGACAGUUUCAAUGGAAGAUGUCAUUUCUGCGAGCAAAGGAGGCCAGAACCCAUACGGCUUUCAGCCAAUUUUUCCCCCUAAUCGAAGUAUAACACUGGAUAUGAUGAAGCGAGCUGAAAAAUGUGGCUACAAGGCUAUUUUUAUCACCGUCGAUGCUCCAGCUACUGCAAAUCGUAUGACAAAAAAAAGAAACGCUUUAAAGCUCCCCUCUCAUCUUUCCUACCCCAAUCUCAGUUCAGGCAGAUCAGAUGGUGAGUCUGUUCAAGAUCCGACUAAAAUAUGGGCCGAAGUUAUUCCGUGGAUCAGAGCCAAUACAAGCUUAGAAGUAUGGAUAAAAGGAAUCUCUUGCCCGUAUGAUGUCUCGAAAGCAAUUGAGUACGGCCUCGAUGGUCUGAUUAUCUCAAGCCACGGAGGAAGGCAGGUAGACGGUGUUCCAGCAGCCAUCGACGUCUUAGCUGAAUGUGCUCCAUUGGCAAAGGGUCGCAUUAGAAUUGGCUUUGACAGUGGUAUCCGCCGAGGAGCGGAUGUAUUCCGUGCUUUAGCUUUAGGUGCCGACAUUUGUUUCCUUGGAAGAAUCCCCUUGUGGGGUCUGGCUUACGACGGACAAGCUGGAGUUGAAGUAGCGGUCAGAAUUCUUGAAGAGGAGCUUCGCAGCACUAUGGCACACGCGGGGUGA
This is a messenger RNA of Penicillium cosmopolitanum, 930 nucleotides long. RefSeq names its product alpha-hydroxy acid oxidase. Gene Ontology annotation, molecular function: oxidoreductase activity; FMN binding. The transcript is spliced from 6 exons. The record is from RefSeq and is a predicted model, not a curated record. NCBI's taxonomy places the organism in Eukaryota, Fungi, Ascomycota, Eurotiomycetes, Eurotiales, Aspergillaceae. The coding region runs from base 1 to 930 and encodes 309 amino acids.